Molecule: messenger RNA, 1776 nt
Organism: Xiphias gladius (swordfish)
Lineage: Eukaryota; Metazoa; Chordata; Actinopteri; Istiophoriformes; Xiphiidae
Gene: slc13a1
Product: solute carrier family 13 member 1
Exons: 15
Coding region: 1-1776 (591 amino acids)
Biological process (GO): monoatomic anion transmembrane transport
Cellular component (GO): membrane
Molecular function (GO): sodium:sulfate symporter activity
Source: RefSeq, a predicted model, not a curated record
AUGCCAAAGAGGUUGAGCAAAGGAUUGUGGAACUACCGCAGCAUCGCCCUGGUUGUCCUUACGCCUCUGCUGCUGCUUCCUCUUCCAGUCGUUGUCAGGGCGAAGGAGGCAGAAUGUGCGUUUGUGUUGCUGCUGAUGGCGACGUACUGGGUGACAGAGGUGAUUCCUCUGUCCAUGACCGCCAUGCUCCCUGCCAUCCUCUUCCCCACGUUCGGCAUCAUGAAGUCUUCGGCCGUGGCGAAAGAGUACUUUAAAGACUUCCACUUCUUGCUGGUGGGCGUCACCUGCCUGGCCACGUCCAUUGAGAAAUGGGGUCUCCACCGCAGAAUUGCCCUGAGGCUGGUCACCCUGGUGGGAGUCAACCCUGCAUGGUUGAUGUUGGGCUUCAUGUCCGGCUGUGCCUUCCUCUCCAUGUGGGUCCAAAACACCUCCGCUGUUACGAUGGUGAUGCCCAUCGCAGAGGCUGUGCUCCAGCAGAUGCUGAAGGCUAACGAGGGGGGAUGUGCCGGCGAGGACAACCCCAACCUACAGCUGGACGAAACUCUGCUGUCCCGUUCUGCGGCCUUCACUGUCUUCACCUCUGGUCACAGGAAGCGUCCAGACAGCCCUGAGGAAACCUUCACCUGUGUUCAGGUACAGCCAGUGUCACAGCCGGCUGCAGCUCAGGCUGCAGUGUGCCCUCCUGCAGCUCCCAGCAGGACUACACAGGACCUAAUGAUGUGUAAAGCCAUGUGCGUCGGCAUCGCCUACUCCUCCAACAUCGGUGGCAUCACCACGCUGCCAGGAACCUCGCCCAACCUCAUCUUCUCCGACUACCUCAACCAGAUUUACCCAAACUGCAACUGCGUUAACUUCGGCAACUGGCUCCUGCUGUGCCUGCCCAUCAGUGUUAUCAUGCUGCUGCUGACAUGGCUAUGGCUGUACUGGCUCUUCAUUGGCUCAGACUUCAGGUUCCUGUGGCGAUGUGGAGGAGAGCGGUCUGAGAAAGAGAAGGCAGCAAGAAAAGUGGUGGAGGACGAGUACGAGGCGUUGGGACCUAUGAGUUCUCAGGAGAUCUUCACCGGGCUGGUCUUCCUGCUGAUGGUGUUGCUGUGGUUGACCAGAUCUCCAGGUUUCAUGCCGGGCUGGGCCUCUCUCUUCCCACAUCACUCCGGCUACAUCACUGAUGCCACUGUGGCUCUGCUGCUGGGUCUUCUCUUCUUCAUCGCACCUGCCUACGGACCCUCCAGGAAAUAUGAGGCCAUGAUCUCCUGGAAGGAGUUCCAGGCCUCGAUGCCGUGGAAGGUGGCCCUGCUCGUGGGUGGAGGCUUCGCGCUCGCUGAAGGCACGGAGGAAUCGGGCCUGUCUUUGUGGGUGGCCGAGCUGCUGACACCUCUGGGUGAUCUGCCAGUCUUGGCCACCAUCACUGUCGCCUGCAUCAUCGUCACUACGGUAACGGAGGUGGCCAGCAACGCCGCCACGAUCACCAUCUUCCUCCCCAUCCUCUCUCCUCUGGCUGAGGCCAUCCACGUCAACCCGCUGUACAUCCUGAUCCCCACCACCCUGUGCACGUCCUUCUCUUUCCUGCUGCCAGUGUCCAACCCGCCGAACGCCGUCGUGUUUGCCUACGGACACAUCGGCAUCAUGGACAUGGUGAAGGCGGGGCUCGGCGUCAACGUGAUCGGCGUCCUCGCCGUGCUGCUGGCUGUGGCGACGUGGGGAGUUCCACUGUUCUCUCUGGAUACGUACCCUGACUGGGCGCCGGUCCUCCCCGGUUUGAACUCCACAACGCCUUGA